UAAUGUCACUCUUUAUUUAAUCUAAGGAUUUAUACGCCCUCAGUUUCUCUAUCAGAAGUGUAGAUGUCAGGCCACUCAAUCGGAGGUAAUCCUGUAAAAUCGUCCAUCCAAUGAGUGAUUGUGUACGGGUCGACCAAUCUGGGGGGUAUUCCAGAAAGCUUGAUUAACUUACCAUUUGAUAAACUAUAACCUCUGGGUUGAUUUACCCCAAACAGGCAUACCAUGAGUAUGUCGGUUCCAAAACACCUGAGAAGAGUUAGUUUAAUCAACCUCUUACUGGUUACCCAGAGUUAAUGUGCGUGCACGGUGCAUGUAUAAAGACAUUUUCAAUGGAUCGCCGAUUUCACGAGUCACCAUGGAAACUCAAAGCGAAAAAAAGAGAGCGGCGUAUUUCACAGAGGAGUUGGAAGUUUUAAUGCAUGCUUGUGAGGAGUUUGAGCCAAUAAUAUAAAAAAGAAGCAAUACAGCUGCAUCGGCUAAAGCAAGAGAGUUGGCUUGGCAAAAAAUAACGGACAGAGUAAAUGCGUGAGUGUAAUAAAUUACAAAUUUGGUAUUUGCUCCCGUUUUAUUGAAAUGCAAAAUAAUGAAGUAUGACUUAUACAUCCUUUUGAAUAUGUUAAAUCACUAUGAAAGCAUUUACUUUUCCUGCCAUUUAUUUCUUUAGCUUGAAAUAAUAAUGUAUAUUUCUUAUUUAAUAAGGUGUAAUCCUUCUGGAGCCACAAGAACUUUAAGCCAAGUCAAAAUGAAACACAAAAACAUUCUGCAAAAAGCUAACAGAAAGAAGACUGAAGCCCGUCUAACUGGCGGGGGGCCACCACAACCUCCCCUCACCCCAUCUGAGGAGCUGGCUCUAUCCCUUAAUAAAGGGCGACCAGUGGUUGCUGGCAUUCCAGGGGGCAGUUCAUCAAACAUACUAUGCUCCACAAGUGAUGGUGAAAAAAGGGUGAAAUAUACUGAUGGACGGAUUGUAUUAUUGGACUCUCCAGAAAGAACACAGUCUGUCACAGUUGAUGAAGAUGAUGAUGACGAUGAAGAGACCACAUCUGCUGUGACAGAAGUGGACAAUGCUGGUAGAUCCACUGAGUACAUACCUAGGGAUUUGCCCACAGAUGAGGGUCCUUCAGCCUCAGCACACAAUCUAAGCAGGGACAAGUUGGACCUCUUGAUGACUGCAGCGCCACGCAGAGCGUUCUCAAUAAAGAAUCCUGCUGAAGAUUACCCAAGAGUCUCCUGGUCUUCGUUUCUGAGUUCCCAACAGUUUUUGGUGCCGUGACCCGGAUAGAGCUUCUCACCUGAAUCCAGAUUGAAACUGCAACCUCAACAAAGAUCAGACUUCAUUCCACACUGAAUCUUUCUGUACAACCAAUGGUUGGUGAGUGUACCUCUAUCCAAAAGAACCUUUAAGACCAGAACAAAUUUGUUAGCCUCUGCACCGUCAGAGAAGAGUUAACAGACAGCUGUAGGGUUUGGUUAACUAAGUGACCCUCUAAAAAUGACAUUUUAGAGAUGAAAAUAAUCCUCUGUUUAGCCAGGGAAGAUUAGCAUCACAUGCUAAUAUUUUGCUACCCUCUGUGUCUCGGCAGGGAAGUUUAGCAUAAAGUGCUAAAAGUUUGUGUUAAGUGACCCUCUAAAAAGGAUAUUUUAGAGAUGAAAAUAAUCCUCUGUUAGGCAGGGAAGAUUAGCAUCACAUGCUAAUAUUGUUCUACCCUCUGUGUCUGACAGGGAAGUUUAGCAUUAAGUGCUAAUAGUUUGUGUUAGAAGUGUCCUUUUGUGUCAGAAAGACAUUACAAAAUGUUGAGAAUGAAUCCUAAACUGAUUCCAACAACUAAGAAAGGUGGACUAGCUACUCCUUCAUGGACAGACAGUGAGUUCAAAUCAUUGUUAGGGCAGCACAUGGACUCAAUAGUGACAGAGUCAGUCAGAUUGGAUUUGAUAAAGAAAUUUGGUAUUGAUCCAGAAAAAGUAUGGUCAAUUGAAGAAUGUAAAAAGGUACUAGGAUCAUGUAUUCGCAAAAACAAUGCGAAAGGCAUUAUCUGCUGCCACAGAGAAUUUGGUUUAGCACUAGCUACGCAACAUUCUCAGCGUACCUCAGAACUAGAGGAACAGAUCAAAGAGCUCAGAGCCAGAGUAUCCUCUUUGACUAAGAAACUGAAUCGCAACAAAGCUGCAGCAAAAACUGAUGUGGAAGAAGUUAGUCAGACUGAUAACAAUUAUCCUGAUUUACAAGCUUUCUUUGAAACAGAUGUAGCCAUCCAGUCAGUAACUGAUGUAACUGUAGAUUCAGUAAAGGUAUGUGGUGCGAGGAGAAGAUCUCAGAGAAUUGAGGAAACUGAAAGUGUUCCUGCCAACUCUUCUGUUGUCCAAGUACAAACUGUUGCCAAAGGGCUAAGACCUAAAGAUAUAGAGAGACUAUCCCAGAGCUUACCCUCUGUACGCACAAACUUUACUGAAUUCAGAAGAGCAUUGAUCAGCAAAAUGCGUCUCUAUGACAUGUCGUUAACAGAAGUCACACAGCUGAUGUCACAAAUACUUACUGAAUCUGAAUUCAACAGUUUUGAGUCUGCUGUUACUUCUGAACUACAACAUGCCUGUAAAGAUGAAUUGAGAGAGGGAGUUCUGAGAGAGUUAAAGAAUAUUGUUGGACCAAAAGUGGAUUGGUCAAAGGUCACUAGUUGUGUACAGAAGGAGGCUGAAACUGUGAGUGAAUACACUGAAAGGUUUUGUCAGUCAGCAGUAACUUACAGUGGAAUAAUUGAUGAUUCUGAAAGUGUGUUAGAGGACAAGGGACCAUUAGUUCGCAUCUGGUCAGAUGGCCUUGUAGCUGAGUACAGAAAAGCUUUACCAUUCUUAGAUCUAACUUGGUCUAACAAAACUCUCCGAAGUAAUCUAGACAGUUUAGCUGCUUGGGAAAGAAACUCUGAUGUCAAAGCCAGAGUAAAGAUUGCAGCAGCAUCUUUUCAGGUCAAAACAGAGAACCGACUGAAACGUAGAAGUUCUAAGAAGGAGGGCAGUUGUCAUUUUUGUGGUAAAACUGGACACUGGAUGAAAGAGUGUAGAAAAAGUAAGAAGACAUUAAGAGAAAUGAACAGCUUUACUCAGCUCCUACUCAGUCUACUUACCACUCUGAAUCUGCCCCUCCCCACGUCACCUAACUGUUGGAGCAGCUUGCUCAGGUGUUAACUGUAAGGGCUGUGAGUGCUUAAUUUCCCCAGUAAUGUACAACAAAGAUGAAACAUCCUUUGUAAAAACGUUGACUGUCACUUCCUUUCAUUGAGAGAACGUUAAGUACACUCACAGCCUUCAAAGCUAUACUAAAGCACACUCCAGUCACUCCUAUUCUUUUUGGGUUAUGAUGUCUUGUUAAGACUGAUGUUUCAUUAGAGGAUGGAGAUGUCACCCAGUUAAGUUCGCACAACAGCUACAGGGACAGACUAGGACACACACAGACCAGUGAGGAGCCCAGGGAAGAACCGAAGUGCAACAGGCCUCGGGGGCCAACCCUGUGGUGAAGACUUCCUCAUAGGUUUCCCCUACCCGUAGUUUUAUCCCCACCUCACUGGUCCAUAGGUGUCAAAUUACUUAAAACUAGUUUGAGAAAAACACUAUACAAUCACCAGACUUAAAACCACUAUACGAUCAACAGAAGUCUAAAAAUGUCUAUGCAUGAAUACUGCUUGUCUGCUGUUUUCUUUGUUUUUCUUGUGUUGCAGGUAUGCGUGCAUGAGAAGUCAUUUCCAUAUGUGACACCCUGGUGUAAAGCAUCACUUCAGACAUCCAUGAACAAGCUUCAUGAGGACAAAGAGUCAUCUGAGUGAAUCAACAUGCGAAAUGGACUACAGAAAACAGACUUCACAGCUAUUCUUACGCCAUGGACUUCAAGACUUCCACUCUUAUGCUACAAGAUUUUUUCUGUGUCAUCAUGUAGUUUUUACAACGUGUUACCAUCCAUGCCAUAUGUGUCAACCGUUAUGGUUCUAAAAAUACACCUAAGUAAAUCUAGUAUAAGACACAGAAUAAGUUAGACGUGCCUGUAACCUUUUCAAGUUACAUGACUGAAGAUGGGGCUUAUGUUAACAAACAUAGGCCAUAGAAUGGAUUUAUGAAAGUUUAAAUUUGUAUUAUGUGAGAGUUAUUAGAACUCUCAACGGGAGGACUGUGGGAUUACAAAUUUAGAAAAUGUUAAAUCUAGGUUCCAAUAUAAUAGUAGACUUUUUGGGGUAAUAAAGUUGAGAUCCAAGAAGCUCAAAUCAGGAGAAUCAAGUGUCUGAGACAUUAACCUUUUGUCUUUGUGUUCUUCCUUGAAGCUCAAGGCACAGCUGUGCCUUUUGUCUCUAUGAUAAUGUGAAGGUAUCCGUGAUACUGUCAGGCACCUCUGUAUUUAAAUGACACUGUUAUGCUGAUAAGAUCAAGGCUGGGAAGAUGCCAGUGUCUGGUAUCUUCCUGAUUGCAUUUGCAUGCUUUGUUAAAAUGGUCUCCACCUCUACUGUAUGGAUCCCUCCCACUUGAAUGUAUAUAAUCUACAAUGUCUUAAGGACAAUUUAGACUAUUGAUGACUACAGCGCCACGCAGAGCGUUCUCAAUAAAAGAAUCCUGCUGAAGAUUA
Molecule: messenger RNA, 4603 nt
Organism: Carassius auratus (goldfish)
Lineage: Eukaryota; Metazoa; Chordata; Actinopteri; Cypriniformes; Cyprinidae
Exons: 6
Coding region: 677-1273 (198 amino acids)
Molecular function (GO): zinc ion binding; nucleic acid binding
Source: RefSeq, a predicted model, not a curated record